AUUACUGUAAGUACUGCUUAUGUACGACGAAGGUGAAAUUAUCGUUAACUUGCGAGAAGAAAUACUUCGUGACAGUUGCCUGAAAGAUUUAAAAGAAGUGAAGAAAAUCGACGAGAAUAAAAAAUGAAUAAUCCCAUGCAAAUGCAACCUGGCUACAUACAACAACAGCCAAUGCCACAGCCUGGCUUCAUGCAACAACAGCCAAUGCCACAGCCUGGAUUCAUGCAACAGCAAAGCACUAACAACACAACUGUUGUGGUACAGCAGCAACCUCAGCAAGUUGUUAUCCAAGGUCAACGUAAUUGGAGCACUGGAUUAUGCGGAUGCUUUGAAGAUGUUGGAGGAUGUUUAUUUGCCCUUUUUUGCCCGCUCAUUCACUCUUGUGUUGUGAGUGGCAAAGCUGGUGAAUGUUGUUGUGUUGCUUGCUGUUGUCCUAUUGCUCUGAGAACCAAGAUCAGAAUAAGGCAUAAUAUUGCAGGAAGUAUAGUUGAUGAUUGCUGUAUUCUGGCGUGUUGUGGUCCUCUUGCCGCGUGUCAAAUGGAUCGAGAAUUAAAUAUUCAUGGCAUUUAGAUUGAGGAACUUUCAACUUUUAAAAUGAUUCAAUGUGAUGUAACAACUUCUCUAUAUAGCAUUUGUAUCUUGAGACUUUGUAUGGCUUUUAUCGUUUGUAAUAUCAUAUAAUCAAUAAAAUGUUUUGAAGCAUA
Molecule: messenger RNA, 704 nt
Organism: Xenia sp. Carnegie-2017
Lineage: Eukaryota; Metazoa; Cnidaria; Anthozoa; Malacalcyonacea; Xeniidae
Product: cornifelin homolog A-like
Exons: 4
Coding region: 124-570 (148 amino acids)
Source: RefSeq, a predicted model, not a curated record